Molecule: messenger RNA, 1632 nt
Organism: Trypanosoma grayi
Lineage: Eukaryota; Euglenozoa; Kinetoplastea; Trypanosomatida; Trypanosomatidae
Exons: 1
Coding region: 1-1632 (543 amino acids)
Biological process (GO): spermidine biosynthetic process
Cellular component (GO): cytosol
Molecular function (GO): spermidine synthase activity
Source: RefSeq, a predicted model, not a curated record
AUGGCAAAUCGGCUGCCCUCGCGGGCGGUCGGCCAGCGGCCACAGCGGCAGUACCUCAACAAAGCGACGGAGUUCUUUUUCCGCGAGCUGGACAAAGGCCUCUCGUCGCCGUGCGUGGUGCUCUCGCUGGGCGCGCUCUUUGCCGUGGCGGGGUGGAAAUUUCUUGACUACUACGUCGAGCCGAACCGUCAGCAGAACGCGGUGUGGCGGCGACCGCAGUCACGCGUGCCGCUGAGUGACUCGCACAACACAUUCUGGGGCCUCGGCAUCGGCGGCGACGAGUGGCGCGGCAUACCGGGUGGCCGCCACACCGCGGAGAGCAUGACGGAAGGCGCGGAGGAGGCGCUGCGGCGUCCCACGCUGGUGGACAGCGAGAUGAGUGAGCUGCCGGACGGCGGCGGGUCGGACCAGAGCGUGGUGUGCAUGCAGCUGCCGGAGUACGACGCGCGGCUGGGCGACGAUGUGGUGUACCGCAGCGUGCACUACGUCCCCGGACUGGCACUUGGCAGCGGGCGAAGCGGUACAUCUACUGCUCCAGUAGCAACAAAAGCAAAGGUAGAGGAGGGUGCGGAGGAGGAGGAGGAGACGUCGCCGUAUCUCUCCCGCAUGCCGGCACGUGGCGCAUCUAUCAUCCAUGGCAUGGUGAAAUGCAAAGCCAUCACGUCGCUGAACAACUGUGUGCCGUACGCCGGGCACCUCGAGGGCGAGUACGCGCGGAAGAUGAUGCUGGCGCUCGGCCCUGUCCACAUCCUGCGCGACAUUGCGCAGACCUCCUUCCCGCUGCGCCUGACCACCGCGAGGGAGGCACCGGUGUCGGCGCUUGUCUGCGGUCUGCACAGCGGUGAGAUCCCGCGCUGGUUGAGCAACGCGUUCCCGAACUUCCGUGUCGACGUUGUCGAACGAGACGGCACUCUUGCCCGCGUCUGCCGCCGCUUUCUUGGCUUCCAGGAGUCUGGCAACCUGCGCCUCUUCAUCGCGGACCCCGCCGACUUCCUUCGCCGCACUGCCGUGCAGGACGUGGGGCGGCGCUACGACCUCAUCAUGGUUGACGCCAUUGACGGUGCGGGGCGGCUUAGCACGCAGUACGGGCACCUUGAGUUCAUCAACAGCAUCCGCAACAGUCUGACGGGCGCAGGCUGCGUCAUCAUGUCACUCCCCAACCGCGACGGCGCGUUCCUGUACAACGUUGUGCAGAAUUGGCGUAUCGCCUUCCCCGGGCGGACGGUUAUCCUCGUGCACUGCGUCACAUCCCCACACACGAUGCUCAUGACCUUCCAGGACGAUGCAGGGCGCGGCAAGGCGAACUUCGGCACCAUCGCUAAUGCGGAGGAGUUCAGGGACCUGCUGCGCACCAAACUCGCGCACUACGGCCCGAGACGUGUGCCGUUCGACCUCACCCGCGAGGUGUCGCAGGAUUCGUUCCGUAUUCUUCAUCCCAGCACGGUGUACCCGAUCGAGGCGUACCUGCCGGUCGGCCACCCGGAGCUGCGAGACGCUGCUGCUGCUGCUCGUGGUGGUAGUAGUAGUGGCGGCGGGGGCCAGUUGGGUGGGUGGAGUGCGUGGCUGCGGCAAUGGAGCAGCGCGUGGCUCACGCCGUCGCAGCGCGCUGAUCUGCGGCGGAUGGAGCGAUGA